AUGGCAGACGCGAGUUCUUACUUCCCCGAGGCAUACGACUCACUGCCUAGCCUUGCCCAGGCUGAAGCAAAUUACUUCACCGGAUCAGUCGGAGAGCAGAUGAAAAAGAUCAGGAAGCUUUUCAUCGAGGAACAAGUACACGAAGUCUUUGGUGUUCUCCUACUGCACCGGCACUUCCCAAUCGAGCCAACUCAUCGUCUCGUCGAGAUCAGCCCCCUUCUCAAACCCUUAUUCUUCUAUCAGGACAAAGGAAAGGGCAAGCUUGCAAAUGAGGAUAGCCUUAUACCGAGGUCAUAUCGUGUAUUCGGCGAGAAAUUUGUUGCCAUCGAUUUCACCCUUAAAUUAGACUCGUCUACGAAAGCCACCACGUCUAUGAAAGCCACGUCGUUUACGGAUGCCAAUGCGGCAUUCUUUGUGAAAGCUGCCAAGCUGUUCGCUGAGCUUGAAGUGGAGAAAACACUAGGCUUAAGGAUCCUAGAAUACACGAGCGAAUAUUGGGAGUUUGGUUGCACAAUCGGAGACAAAUUGGCUCAUAUGGUCCCUUAUGCUAAAUUCCAAGGCGAUGCUAACGUUGUGGAGACGGUCUGGAGAUUUAACGAUGAUGUAAACAAAGGCAUCGAAUGUGUUGAAUACGGCAGCGGCAAGAAGUCUCAAGAGCUUGCCCCGAAAGAAGACCUUAAAAGAGUUGUGCUUGAAAGCCACCGUCUUUACCAUAAUUAA
Molecule: messenger RNA, 720 nt
Organism: Diaporthe amygdali
Lineage: Eukaryota; Fungi; Ascomycota; Sordariomycetes; Diaporthales; Diaporthaceae
Exons: 2
Coding region: 1-720 (239 amino acids)
Source: RefSeq, a predicted model, not a curated record